This is a messenger RNA of Entrophospora sp. SA101, 684 nucleotides long. NCBI's taxonomy places the organism in Eukaryota, Fungi, Glomeromycota, Glomeromycetes, Entrophosporales, Entrophosporaceae. The record is from the annotation of a GenBank genome assembly.
AUGACAAAAUAUUUGAAAAAAUAUACCGGACUAGAUCAGUUAUUGCUAGAACCUAAAAAUUAUAUUAUCGAAGUUUUAAAAUAUCUUCCUAUAUAUAGUGAGGUAGAUGAAAAUGACAAAUUGAUUAAUUUGAUUGGAACUAAUAAACAAUGGUUUCUUCUACCAACAGAAGAUGAACAAUCUUAUGGAAAAAUUAUUGUGCCAAAAAAUAAAGAUGUAUUUUUACAUGUUGGAACUGAUAGUAGUGACAGUUACAGAUAUCUUCUUGAAGAUGUAAUCAAAAUUCCACGUCUACAGCAUGUAAGAUAUUGGAAGGAAUUUGUUUUACCAUAUUUGGAAAAACGUAAUUUUGAUGAAAUUAAAUUAGUUAUCAAAAGACUUUUUGAAGUAUCACCUGUACUUAUGACAAAUGAUAAUGAGUUUAAAGAGCAAUUAUCAGAGACUAAAUUUGUACCUAGUGGAUCGAUAUUGAUGGUCCAAGGAAAAGCAGCAGGUGAUGAUAAAAUUGUAUUAUCUAAACCGAAGGAACUUUACGAUCCAGAGCUUCUAGAAUUCUUCUUUGAUGAUGAAAAACUUAAUGGUUUUCUUUAUGAAUUGGGAUUAAAACGUUCAUUAUCAAUUAAUGACAUAUCUGAUCGAAUAAAAUCUUACUGUGGUCAUAGAAUGAAUGUCCACUUUGUCUAG